Xenopus laevis (African clawed frog) is the source of this 842-nucleotide messenger RNA. Its product is annotated as serine/threonine-protein kinase N2-like. The record is from RefSeq and is a predicted model, not a curated record. NCBI's taxonomy places the organism in Eukaryota, Metazoa, Chordata, Amphibia, Anura, Pipidae. The annotation marks the transcript as partial. The transcript has 3 exons.
UUUCAGAGACCUUUCACCGGAUACGACAGGGACUUUAUAUACGAUUCCAUCGUGGAGGAUGAGCCACACUACCCCUCAUCCCUGGACUCCGAAGCAGUAAGCUUCAUAUCACAGCUGUUGAAGAAGAAUCCUGAGGAGAGGCUAGGUUCCACCCCAGGGGAUGCCGCAGAUGUAGCAGAACAUCCAUUCUUUAAUGGCAUUGUCUGGGAUGAUAUUAUCGAGAAGAACGUAACAGCUCCGUUCGUACCCAGCCUAAAUGGACCGGAGGAUGUGGGGUAUUUCGAUGAGGAGUUCACCAAACUGUCUGCGAAUCUGACCCAGCCCAAAGGACCCCCUGCUGAGAUGGCAAGCGAGAUCGAUGAAGCCUUUCUGGACUUUAACUAUGCAGCAUUUUAAGUCCAAAGGGGAUGAUGGGUAAGAAAAGACCUAAUUAAAAAUACACGAAGCACAAGUCAGAACAAGAAGUGCCCAGCGUUAGUAUUCCUUGAGUUAUGGGUGCAGGGGCACUGAUCAGAGCAGAGCUGGGUAUGGGAAGCAGCCAUAUUGGGUGCAUGCAGGGCAAAGUGGAUUUUAUGGGAAUAUUAAGAUGAUCCCUGAGAUGAUUCUAAUUUUGUGGUUUUUGUAUAUGUGAGAAAAACAAUCACAAAAAACUCUCAGGCUGCUGAAACCUGUUCACAUUCCAAGGAAACCAAUGGAAGUGUAUCUUCAUCAUUUGGGAAAGUAGAAAUCCACCAUAAAUUUCACCCCAAACAUCACAGAAAUCACAACUGUGCGAAUUGCUUAAAAACCGGUGAUUUGUAAUCACAAGUUGUGGGGAAAGUUGCAACCACAAUUAGUCAAUA